CUCACCAACCAAGCCAGUGUGAGGCAACCCUGGUCUUGGUUGGACGUCUAAGAAGGGACGUCUGAAAAACGCUAUGGGGCUUUUGUCAGAGGGCACACCGCUCUCCUGGCCCGAGACCAAAAAGCAUGCUGACCACGUGCGGGAACAUGGCAUCAAACAGUUCAUCAACCAAUUUCAUCAGCUGAAGGGUCGCCAGGGAGACUGUCUGAAAUGGGGUGAUGAGAUCGAGUACAUGAUUAUCAAGCUUGACCACAAGAACAGGAAGGCGAGACUGAGCUUGCGCGGAUCCGAACUGCUCGAGGUUCUCCGUGAAGCCGAGGAAACCAACCCCAAGGAAGUGAGGUCUCUCUGGCGACCUGAAUAUGCAGAAUACAUGGUGGAGGGCACGCCUGGGCAUCCCUACGGCUCCCUCGUGCAACACUUCAACAUCGUCGAACACAACAUGAGUUUCCGGAGGAGCGAAGUGCAGAGUCUCUUGCAGCCCGACGAAGUGGUGCUCUCCCUGACGAAUUUCUUCAGGCUGGGUUGCGAGGACUUCACUUACCCCCCUUCGAGGCCCAACCCCACGUCAGGGGCGUCGCGCUCCUUGUUCUUCUCCGAGGCAGCGAUCACCCAGAGCCACCCGCGCUUCGCCACGCUCACCAGGAACAUUCGCGAGCGCAGGGGGGAGAAGGUGGCCAUCAAUGUUCCCAUUUACAAAGACCUGAAAACACCUCGUCCCUUCGUUGAAGACCUGACUCAGUAUGGAGAUGAUGGGAGCUCGGCAGCAGCAGCUAAAGAAGACCACGUCUAUAUGGAUGCCAUGGGCUUUGGGAUGGGCUGCUCAUGUCUGCAAAUGACCUUCCAGGCUUGCAACAUAAGAGAGGCUCGGGUUCUGUAUGACCACCUCACCCCGCUCUGCCCAGUCAUGCUUGCACUCACUGCUGCCACCCCAAUCUACCGUGGCUACCUGACAGACGUGGACUGCAGAUGGGAUGUUAUUUCAAGUUCUGUGGACUGUCGAACACGUGAAGAACGAGGCCUAGAGCCCCUCAGGAAUGACAGAUUUGUAAUACCGAAGUCCCGCUAUGAUUCCGUGGAUUGUUACCUGUCUGAAUGUGGUGCAAGAUACAAUGAUAUUCCCCUUGUAUAUGAUAAACAAAUAUAUGAUCAACUCAUCGACAGUAAAAUUGACGAGUUUAUGGCCCAACAUGUGGCCCAUCUUUUUAUUCGGGAUUCUAUCUCUCUCUUCUCGGAAAAGAUCCAUCAAGAUGAUGAGAAGGAAAUGGAUCAUUUCGAGAACAUCCAGAGUACUAACUGGCAGACGAUGCGAUUCAAGCUGCCACCUGUGAACAGUAACAUUGGAUGGCGAGUUGAAUUCCGACCCUGUGAAGUACAAUUAACGGACUUUGAAAACGCUGCCUUUGGAGUGUUCAUCGUGCUCUUGACACGUGCAAUACUCACCUUUAAACUAAAUAUGCUUAUUCCUAUCUCUAAGGUUGAUGAAAAUAUGAAAAAUUGCCAGAAGCGUAAUGCUGUUCUGGAUGAAAAGUUAUGGUUUAGAAGGGAUCUCUUCUCUCGAGACUGUGACAAGGGAGAUGAUGCUAGUCUGAUGACCGUCAAUGAAAUCAUCAAUGGAAAGGGUGAAGAAUUUGUCGGUCUCAUUCCCCUGGUGAGGCAGUACCUAGGUGCUCUAGACAUGGAUGCAGAUACCGCCUGUACCACUGGCCAGUACCUCAAUUUUAUUAGUGCUAGAGCUGCUGGUACAGCCAUGACUACUGCUGCCUGGUUGAGGAGCUUUGUCACAUCACAUCCUGAAUAUAAGCAAGACUCUGUUGUAAGUGAUGGGAUUGCAUAUGACCUCAUUAUUGCUGCCAGUGAAAUCACUCAAGGAAAGCGCGAGUGCAAGGAACUGCUCGGUGGGACACCCAAAACCAGAACAUCUGAGGACAUCCCCAAAGCCAUGAAGAAAAUCAUACAGAUGACCUGCAUACCUCCACGCAAUGCCGAGUAAAUCGUAAGACUUGUUGAUGCAUUAGGGAUAAAGGAUGCCCGAGGGAACACAUAUCUUUAUGUCAUAUCACCUUUUCACGAUAGCUUGUAUGGCAUCACUACAUUGAGACUGCAGUAUCAUCAUUACUGUACAUUGCUUUUUGUGAGUGAUGAUGGGGAGGUAGAUCUAAUAUCAUAAUAUGAUAAAAUUGCCAGAAACAAAAAUAAAUUUGGAAAAAUUGAUUAGACUGAAUUUUUCAAACAAGCAGAUUUUGUGCAUUUCAUGAACAUGUAUUUGAUGCCUGUAGUGGGACCAGGUUAUUCCAUUAUGAUACAAGAUUGUUGUUCCUAGGAACCAGAAAAGGAUGAUAUAUCUUGAAAAACAUCAGUUUUAGCAUAAUUAAAAAUAGUUUACAGUUGACUGAAUUGUGGAUUAUGUCCAGCAGUUUAUGUCAUUCUUCUAAAUCUAAGGAAAAUUUCACACUUAAUUAUCUAUUUGAAUUUGAAAAACAUAGAUAUAUAUAUAUAUAUAUAUAUAUAUAUUAUAUAUAUAUAUAUAUAUAUGUAUAUGUAUAUAUAUGUAUAUAUAUGAUAAUAUAUAUGAAAUAUAUAUGUAUAUAUAUGUAUAUAUAUGUAUAUAUAUGUAUAUAUAUGUGUAUAUAUAUAUAUAUAUAUAUAUAUAUAUAUAUAUAUAUAUAUAUAUAUAUAUAUAUAUAUAUAUAUAUAUAUAUAUAUAUAUAUAUAUAUAUAUAUAUAUUAAUAUAUGUAUCUUAGAAGAUAGUCAAGUUCAUUCCAAGCAGAGGAUCAUAGCUAUCUUGUAAUGAUUACUAGUAUAAAAUUUGUAGACUAAUAUGACCGAAGAAUUCUUGCAUUUUAUGAUCGUACUGUGUAAAAUAUGUUCAAACUAAAUUAAAGGUAAAAGCAAAAAAAAAAAAAAAAUACAAAACAAAAAAAGCCAUGAGAUUUUUGGAUGAUCUUGAAUAACUAGUAACAGAAAAGCAGUUUACAAUUGAAGAAUUCAGUUCUGUUUAAAAUUCACAAGUGUCUUGUACUGAUCAGAGUGUGACAUGUAGGUUGAAGUCAGAAUUAAAGAAUCUUAAAAAAUUGUGAUGGGAACAUAUAAUUUGUCAGUUUGUUUAUGAAACACUGAAUAUUAGGCAUACUUUAUUAUCCAUGGUACAUAAUAAAUAAAAGAAUGCAGGAAGUAAUACUGCUUAAUAUGCUUAACUGUUCAGAUGAUACUGAAAGUCUUGAUGACGAGUUAUUUAAAAACAUUUAAUGUGCAUAUGUCAGACAAGCAUUCAAACUUGGAUGUUUUAUGAAUAAGAAAUGUUGUUAAAAAUGGUAAUGGGCAGAAUUUAUAACUAUAGUUGACUGUGGAUUAAUUAUCUACAAUAUUGGAGUAUUGGUUUGAUUUUUUAAGAUAAAAUAAAAUGUCAGCUAUAAUUUGGGACGCUGACAGCAAUUCAUUGCCAUGUUUUAAUGUAUUUCUGUAUGCAGAUAUUUGCACUUGUUAAUGUCAUCAGAUCCCUGAUGGAAGAUGACAGUAACAUACUGAUUUUAUAGGAUUCAGCAAUAUGAGAAAAAUAGUAAUUAAAUAAAACAAAGGGAUAUCAACGAAUGUUCACGAUGAUUAUUAAGAAGCCACUUUAAAUGAAUUCAGUCACUGCAAACAGUAAAGGAACCAUAUGACUUUUUGUCAUGUCACCUAUCACUAUUAAUAGUGAAUCCAUUCCUCUUUCUAGUAGACUGAUAUCUAGCAACUAGUGGAUUUCAGUAUAUCACUCUAACAGUUUAUAAAUCAAUGUAAAUGAACAGAUCAGAACAAAUUAUUUCUGUGUCAGAUAACCAUUCAUUUUGCUAAUAGAAAAUUUUAUUGUUUCCUUUUCUUUUACAUAUAAACCUUAGCAUAUUGUUCUGGAAAUUCCAUGCUGCAAAAAGUCUGAUUUGCAUUUAUGACACUAAAUACAGAAUUACAAAUUGUUGUCAUUGGGAUUAACAGUGAAUUCUUUUCCCAUACAUUUUAUUUCCCUUCUGUAAAGCAGUUUUUCUUGUUUAUUUUUCUAUUUAUGUUUUUUUUUCUUUCUUUCUUUUUUUCAAUACAACAGUUACAGGUAUUAAAAGCAAGCUUGAUGUGAUACAUGUGUCAAGUGAAAUGAUAAAAUAAUAAUGGUACAUUUGAACUCUUUAUGUGCACAAUAAUCCAAAUUACUGAAGGGAAAGUAAGUAUUAUCUCCUAUGGAGAGUUGCAAUGGAAUCAUUUCUUGCAAGUCUGAGAAAACAGACAAAGAUAGGACAAUCAGGGUUAUCUCGAUGAUUACAUGAUUUUCAGUCUUGUGAUUUCUGUAUUGCACUUCACGUUUUUGGUUUUGUGUAACCUAAUGGGUCCAUUAAUGGGUAAUGAGUUGUAAUUACAAGGAAUAAUUCCCAUUUUGUAGUUAUUUAAAUAUGUUAUGUUCAUAUUCAUCAUUAGGCAUGUGAAAGUGACAGAUAAUAUAUAAAAUCACCAAUAUACAUUUGCAAACAGAGAAAAACAGUUUUGCAUAGGUUGGUGUUUUUAUAAUUUUUGUAAAGUUGUGUUGUGAGAUUUUUAUAAUUCACCUUUUUAGUGCAAAUGACCAGCCUCCUGGUUAACAUGAAAUAUUAUGGAGAAAUUACCCUGCGAAUUUCAGCCUUAACAGAUUUGUAAUCAAAUAAAUUGUUUGUGUAUCUGAUUAAAGAGAAUUAUAAACCUGUUGUUUGACUAGAUGCAACCAUUGCUUAUUACUCAGAGUUUUUUCCCUUUUCAAAAAAAAAAAUAGAAUAAGAAUGAGAUGGUCUUUUUGUGUAUGUGUGUACAAUUUGUGUAUUUGUGUUCAUUUCCUGCCAUUACAUGCAAUCACCAAUGCAUAUACACAACAUAUGACUAUGAGAAUUCCAAGCAUAGUACCAUGAUUUAAUUCACUAACUUGUGCCUCAAAAAUGACAGCAAGAAAAUCAGUCCUACAAACACACACACACACAACACACACACACACACACACACACACACACACACACACACACACACACACACACACACACACACACACACACACACACAUGCACACACGCACAUACAUUCAUUUACAUGUACUCAACAUCAUAGAUUUGUUUGAUGUCCUCUUUUUGAUUCUUUGUUCAAAAUAAAGAAUAUUUAAAUCGUAAAUGAUCUAGUAUGAAGAUAGGACAUAAUUUGACAUUAAUAUUACAGACUAGUUAAGGUGUAUUAGGGACAUAAUAUUUAAAAAAUAGCAUCAUCUGAGCAACAAUGAGUGCUGUCCAACCCAAUACUUAUGUUUAGCAUUGCUACAGGCGAGGUGUCUGGAUAGGUCAAAAAUGUGAUUUAUUGGGAAAGUUAGUUAAUGCUGAUUAAGAUUAGCCAUUGAGCAUCAGGAGAGAAUAAUCAUGACUGAAAAAGUUAAAUGUUCAAAUUGCACCAAGUGUCUCGUAAGUCAUCAAUUUCAUAUAUGUUUGACGAAUUUCCAGACACAGUUUACUGCCUGUGUGUCUUACUUUUAAAGAAGGUAUGCCAUUGGUCACCCUGUAUGAAACUUGCUGAUGUUUAGCAAGAUUUAACCCAUGUAUCAUAUAAAAUCAUACCUAAUGGAAUUGAUUUCCAGAUAAAAAAGGCAACACCCAUAUUGAUAAUGGUAGCUGUUUAUUAAAGAUGCAGCUUACA
Molecule: messenger RNA, 5671 nt
Organism: Penaeus monodon (black tiger shrimp)
Lineage: Eukaryota; Metazoa; Arthropoda; Malacostraca; Decapoda; Penaeidae
Gene: Gclc
Product: glutamate--cysteine ligase catalytic subunit-like
Exons: 11
Coding region: 74-1993 (639 amino acids)
Biological process (GO): glutathione biosynthetic process
Cellular component (GO): glutamate-cysteine ligase complex
Molecular function (GO): glutamate-cysteine ligase activity
Source: RefSeq, a predicted model, not a curated record